AUGUCUGAUACUCUCACCACAAACUCGGUUACUAACCAAAGCCCAACUCAAACAAUACCUAUCCCCGAGGCUGGGUGUACCUUUGCAACUCGUGAUGAAGCUGCUGCGUAUCUUAAAGAACAUGCUCAUCAAAAUUACUACGCUGUCACAACAUCCGACACCAGACCAUCAUUCAUCACACUCAAAUGCUACCUCGGUCCCAAUCGAUACCAGAAGAAGCUUCUGUCUGACGCUAUCAAAGCCCAGUCACCCAAUCUACCCGAAAUUCCGACUUGCCCAUUUGAAGUAACUGCAAGACGUAAUAUAAAGACUCGUCGGUUUGUAAUCGAAAUUGGGAAUCCCGAGCAUGAUCACGAACCUUCCGAGGAGCACAUUCCUAUCGAAGCUCACUCCCGUCAAAGAAAGCCACCUGCCAGUGCUGAGACGUCUUCCAGCACUCAACCUCAUUCUCAACCACCAACCCAUCUCAAUAUGGUGAUUCCAAAUAUCGAAUCACUUUCAAACACUCCAUCAUCUUCUCAAUCAUCCAAUCCUUACAUACAACAUCAAUACACAUCACUAUUUACACGAAUGCAAGCCCUGCCAAAUCACUCUCAGACCUGCCUCCUCGCCCGUUUUAUGUCAGAGCUUCAGCUUGCUGAAGCUCUCACUAACACUACAUCUCAGAUCAUUUCCCAGCAAGUUACUAUCCAUCCUAACAACACUACAUUAAAUGAAAAUCGCAAAGCUGAACUUACAUCAACUGAAACACAUGAAGCUGAAGCUGACAUUCAAAAGGAAGAAGUUGAUGACAAAGAAGAUGUUGUUAAUGAAGGAGUUGAUACCAAUCAUCAAAUCCCCACUGAAGAUGUACAAUGUUCAAAAGGAAAAGAAAAGGCAAUCCAACACACGACGACCCCCCAGUCCUCACCACUAUCCAAGAUAUCUGAUGAAGAAUCUUCAAAUAACCACGUAAUGACUCAGCUAAAGCACCAUCCUCGACCUAGAUCAGAUUCUCCGGCUUCUCAUUCUCCUCUCACCCAAUCUGUCAAACAUCCAGAAGAGAGUCCAAAUACUUCAGCAAAAGUCAUCAAGCAUGUCACCAAACCUCCUCAAGCACCCCCUCAAUCAACAUCAGCUGAGUCUAUCAGCCCAAGAGUUACUCGAAAGGCUUCCAAAAUGCAGGCUGAUGCUGAAGCUGAAAAUGAUGAACACAAAAGAAAGCGCACCCGUACCCAAAAACAGUCUGUCACAGUGUUGGUGAAACCCAAAAAGGAAAGACCCCCUUCAAAAUCAUCACGACACCCUGUCCUUCAGGCACGCAGCCAAUGUUCCCCCUAG
Melampsora larici-populina 98AG31 is the source of this 1320-nucleotide messenger RNA. RefSeq lists its product as uncharacterized. The record is from RefSeq and is a predicted model, not a curated record. The coding region runs from base 1 to 1320 and encodes 439 amino acids. The transcript has 5 exons. Lineage: Eukaryota; Fungi; Basidiomycota; Pucciniomycetes; Pucciniales; Melampsoraceae.